Molecule: messenger RNA, 3102 nt
Organism: Pezoporus flaviventris
Lineage: Eukaryota; Metazoa; Chordata; Aves; Psittaciformes; Psittacidae
Gene: GABARAPL1
Product: GABA type A receptor associated protein like 1
Exons: 4
Coding region: 116-469 (117 amino acids)
Biological process (GO): cellular response to nitrogen starvation; autophagosome assembly; autophagy of mitochondrion
Cellular component (GO): autophagosome; cytosol; autophagosome membrane
Molecular function (GO): GABA receptor binding; ubiquitin protein ligase binding
Source: RefSeq, a predicted model, not a curated record
GCUGCGCUGUGCUGCGCUCGCCGCUCUUGCCGCGGGGUGGGUCGCAGAGCACCCGGCCGUAAGGGGAGGAAGCGGCUGCGGCGGCCCUCGGGAGGGACGGUGAGAGCCCGGCAGCAUGAAGUUCCAGUACAAGGAAGACCACCCGUUCGAGUACAGGAAAAAAGAAGGGGAGAAAAUCAGGAAGAAAUAUCCCGACAGAGUCCCUGUAAUUGUGGAAAAAGCACCAAAAGCCAGAGUACCCGAUCUAGACAAAAGGAAGUAUCUUGUGCCUUCUGACCUCACAGUUGGCCAAUUCUACUUCUUAAUCCGAAAGCGGAUCCACCUGAGGCCAGAAGAUGCCCUAUUCUUCUUUGUCAAUAAUACCAUCCCUCCCACCAGUGCUACCAUGGGCCAGCUGUAUGAGGAUAACCAUGAAGAGGACUAUUUUCUCUAUGUGGCCUACAGUGAUGAGAGCGUCUAUGGCAAAUGAGCACCAGCACCUCAGGCAUGCAGGCGAGAUGGACUGAUGGAAUGGAUUUGGAGGGGGAGUGUUGGAGAGGCAGAAGGAGGAUGCCUGAGAAGAGGGGAAGAGAACUGGAAGUGAAACACAUGCACAAUGCCAUCACCUACCAUGCAUUAAUAAUAACCUUUUAUUUUUUAAAUUGAGGGGAGGGAGGGAUGGGGGGACAGUGUAUGAAAGGGUGAACUGAAAGGCUAACAAGGGGUUCUGCACUGAGGGAUGGGGGGACGCCACUGUUCAUAGUUAUUCUCUUGCCAUAGCUGAAAGUAGUUAGCCAGUAUUGGAGGCUGAUAGACAAGCCAGUGUGGUGGAGCUCCAGGAGGAUGACUGGGCAGAAAGGCCAUAUUUGUGUAACCCUUUCAUUGGAUGAAGGCAUGCCAUAUAUUGUACACUGACCUUGUCACGCCUUGCCCAUGGCACAGGCUUCACUCCUGUGAGCAUUCAGUGAGCUGUUAAAUACUUCACUUUGCCCACACAAGGCUGUCCUGUGCUGACAGUCUGCACUCCUACAGCUACCUGUGAAGUGUUCCAAGAGCAUUGUAUUUCCCAUAAUUUCUCUCAGUAUUAGAAAGGCUGACUCUGAGGGCUGGGAACUCAUCAGCUGUGAGAUGUGAAGGUUGGGGAAAAGAAGGAUUCCUCCCACCCCCCCCCCCCCCCCUUUGUUGCUUUAAUUGAAAGUGCUGGAGAGAAAAAUUAGAGAAGACAUUUUCAUUCCUACCUAGUGAAGUCAACUGAUAAACUUGUAAGCACAGGGCUAGAAAGCACCUCAAGAGAAUGACUAGCCUACUCCAGCUCUGCGACAGGACUGAGUAAACCAAACAUGUCCACCAUAGCUGCUUGUCAAACUUGUUCUUAGUGAGCUUCACUGAGGUGGAUCCUGGAAGCUGCUGAAUUUGUUCAGUUCCUAGCUAGCCUACAAGUGAGAGAGCUUUUCUUGCUACCUAAUUUUAGUCUCCCUUGCUGUGUAUUAAGGUAACUAACUACUAAUGGUCUUGUUAUUGGUGAACACAGGAAAUUACUAUCAGUGUUGUUCUUGCACCAGUCUUCUGCAGAUUUGAAGAUGGCAGAAGUCCUGUGGGUUUAGCCUUCCAUGUCUCAUCCUUGUACAGUCCUUGCACCACGUGCGCAAGCAGAAGAAAUCAGUCGCUUCCACAAGUUUUGGUGGAUUUUUGUGAUUCGAUGACAGUACCACUCUUUCCAACAGGAGAGGUGCUUUUAGACUUGAAGGGGAAUAGACUCUCUGUGGAUUUUUUUUUUUUAAUUAUUUUAAGCCAGCGUUGUUCUUAGAAGGGUGACAGAUCCUGUCCUGUGCAAGCCUUAUGCUGUCAUGCCAAAGCAGUUUCUUCCCAAUGGCACAAACAUCAGAUUUUCCCAUAACUGCCAUAACUCUGAUGAAGGAAUGGGGGUUGGGGAGUGAGCUGACUUUCACGAAAACUAGGGGGGUUUAUCUAAAAAUCAGAGAACUGGAUCUGAAUUACUGUAAUCAUUCCUACAAUUGAGAGGGACCAAGAGGGAGGAAAAGACAAGAAGGAUGAAGAAGACAGGCAGAUUCCAAAAUAAGUCAAAGGUGUUUGCUCUCCUUACAUGAAGUUAGAUCCCAGUUCUCUGUGUUCCUCAGGAAUGAGAAAUCACAAAGAGUGCUCCUUGAUUGUGGAAGACAGGAAAUCAGGUUUCAGCCUUCUCUGUUGUUCCACAGAGGUGCAUGAGACAGGAGAGCAGGCUGGGAGCAUAAAGUGGGAGUUAGCUGGCAGAACAGUGUGAAGGUCAGGGAAGGCAGCAUGGUGGGGCUGGAGGGUCACUACCUGUGUGGUAUGGGAAAUAGUAGAAGAAUGGGAGAGAAGGGGGGACCACAAAGGAGGUAGACAGAGUAGUCAUAAUGAGCAGACAGAAAAUUGGGAAAUAAAGGAUGAAAUGUGUGGGUUAGCAUCCCCAGUUUUGCCUCCUGAACUUCAGGUUUGCUGUUCCAUCAUCUGGAAUAAAUGGAUUUGGAUGCAUUGUACCUUCUGCCAACUUGGCAUAACUUCAGUUUCUGCCUGCAGUACUCAGUCCUCUCUUUUUAGACCACUCUCCUCCAAUUACCAGGCUCUUUUCACAUCCUUUGGAUGCAAAUCCGAACCAGUCUCUUGUUUUAGGAAGCUCUGACUGUUCUGAAGCAAAAAACAGACCCAGGAGGCUUUCCAGGGUAGAAAACAAGAUGCAGGCAGAUGGUGUGCAUGUCUCUGCCGCUGUCACACUUGCUCACAUGCGUGCUGCCAAGCACAUAGUUGUGUGUUGUCUCAAAGCUUAAGGGAGAAGUGUUGGCAUUUGGGGUGCUUGGUUUUGAGUUCAGACCUCUCCUCCUGUCCUGCUGCUGGGUUUAUACAUGACAUGUGUGGGACUAAUCUCAGCCGUUUGUUACACGUAGAGUUUACAGUUUGAUUUAGUUACAUUACAGUUCUUUUAACUGGAUUGUGGCAUCUACUUCUGUUUUUGUGCUAGUCUGAUAUUGUACAAGGUAAUGAUGGUAAUUCUUUUUUGUGUUGGUUAGCUGCAGGUUCUUGUAAACUAAAGUUCAUACUACUUGAGCUAAGUCAACCAAUCAAUAAAGAUGCAUUUGAAAAUCA